Octodon degus (degu) is the source of this 2237-nucleotide messenger RNA. It is a transcript of the gene Tnfrsf11b, whose product is annotated as TNF receptor superfamily member 11b. The transcript has 5 exons. Gene Ontology annotation, molecular function: protein binding. NCBI's taxonomy places the organism in Eukaryota, Metazoa, Chordata, Mammalia, Rodentia, Octodontidae. The coding region runs from base 224 to 1432 and encodes 402 amino acids. Gene Ontology annotation, biological process: signal transduction. The record is from RefSeq and is a predicted model, not a curated record.
CCCCGCCCCCGAUCCUGCGCUCCACCCCCGGGGGCGACCGGCUCCGAAAGCGUUAACCCUGGAGCUCCCGCCCCAGGUUCCUAAAAAGGAAAGGUGCAAGGUUUGGGGAGAAAAAUGACUGAUCAAAGCCAGGCGACACUUCCUGUUGCCGGGACGCUGUAUAAAAAGUCAGGCGCGCGCGGGCUGGAGACGCGCACCUCGUCCAGGUUCCGGCCCCGCCGCGAUGAGAAGCCAGGCGCUGUGCUGCGCGCUCCUGUUCCUAGACAUCUCCAUUAAAUGGACCACCCAGGAAAUCUUUCCUCCAAAAUAUCUUCAUCACGACCCGGAGACCUCUCGCCAGCUCAUGUGUGAAAAAUGUCCUCCGGGCACCUACCUAAAACAGCACUGUACAGCGAGGCGGAAGACCCUGUGCGCUCCAUGCCCUGACCACUAUUACACAGACAGCUGGCACAACAGUGACGAGUGUCUGUACUGCAGCCCCGUGUGCAAGGAGCUGCAGUAUGUGAAGCAGGAGUGCAAUCGAACUCACAACCGCGUGUGUGAGUGCGAGGAAGGACGCUACCUGGAGCUAGAGUUCUGCUUGAAGCACAGGAGCUGCCCGCCUGGAUUUGGAGUACUGCAUGCUGGAACCCCAGAGCGAAACACAGUGUGCAGAAGAUGCCCAGAUGGAUUCUUCUCCAAUGAGACAUCAUCCAAGGCACCCUGCAGGAAGCACACAAACUGCAGUGCCUUAGGUCUCCUGCUAGCUCAGAAAGGAAAUGCGACACGAGACAACCUGUGCUCUGCCAACAGCGAAACAACUCCAAAGUGUGGAAUAGAUGUUACGUUAUGUGAGGAGGCUUUCUUCAGGUUUGCUGUUCCUACCAAGUUUACGCCUAACUGGCUCAGCGUCCUGGUAGAUAAUUUGCCUGGCACCAAAGUCAAUGCCGAAAGUGUAGAGAGGAUCAAGCGACGACACAGCUCACAAGAACAAACUUUCCAGCUGCUGAAGUUAUGGAAGCAGCAAAAUAGAGAGCAGGACAUGGUCAAGAAGAUCAUUCAAGAUAUCGACCUCUGCGAGGACAGGGUGCAGCGGCACAUCGGGCACGCCAACCUCUCCUUCGAGCAGCUGCGCAGCUUGAUGGAAAGCUUCCCGGGGAAGAAAGUUGGAGUGGAGGACAUCGAAAGAACGAGAAAGACGUGCAAAUCGAGCGAAGAGCUUCUGAAGCUGCUCCACCUGUGGAGGAUAAAGAAUGGAGACCAGGACACUCUGAAGGGCUUGAUGCACGCGCUCAAGCACUUGAAGACGUACCACUUCCCCAAAACUGUUACCCACAGCCUGAGGAAGACCAUAAGGUCCCUCCACAGCUUCCCCAUGUACAGACUGUACCAGAAACUGUUUCUGGAGAUGAUAGGGAAUCAGGUGCAAUCGGUCAAAAUAAGCUGCUUAUAGCCGGAAGUGGUCAUCGGACCGUUUCCUCCCAAGGGGCGGGAUCUGCUGGGUGAGUAGAUGGUAGCUUCCGCGCCUCAGGGGGACAGUGCUCGCUUCCUCUCACCUGUGCCUCAGUUUGCCACAGGGCGCUAAAAGGAGGUGUGAUGUGCAGAAGGAACUAACGUCUGCCCCCAGCGUUCAGUGAAGCCCAAAUAGCUCGUCCCACUGUCAGAUCCAGCCCAGUACCUACUGAACACAGUUUUUCUAUUACUGCUUGCAGUAAUUCAACUGGAAAUAAUAAUAAUAACUAGACUCUAUCAUCCCUUUCCAAAUAUGGGAAUGUCUGACUUUACUAGCGUUGAGAUUUCAGCUCCCCUAGAGGCUUUUAUUAGAAAGCCAUAUUUUUCCCUGUAAAAGUUACUAAUAUAUCUGUAACUAUCUUACAGUAUUGCUAUUUAUAUUCAUUCAGAUACAAGAUUUGUACAUAUUAUCAUUUUAGAGAGAAAUGGUAUAAGACUUAAUUUUAGAAAGAAAAAUAUAUUCUGUUAUUAUUAUGACAAAUGAAAGAGAUGAAAUAUAUUUUUUAAUGGAAACAUUGUAGGAUUUUCUAAUAGGUAUUGCUAUUUUUCCUGUGUGGAGUGUUUUUACAAUACGAUGUUUUCUGCCUAAGCUGUAGUAUUGUUUUAUGAAAAAUGCAUUAUUAUUUGGUCAAUUGUUUAAUGUUGGAAAGUGUAUGAAACACGCGAUCUGAAUAUCAGAUGCUCUGAGAAAUUGAAUGUAUUUUAUUUAAAAGAUUCUUUGGUUUUACUGCAUAUAAACAACAUCA